AUGUCAUCCAGACAAGCUGUCAAAGAAGAGAUAGCAGAGGCUGCUGCUAAGGUGGCCGCUUCGGAGCUCAGCGACGUCAACCGGGAUCAAGAGUACGAAAAAGGUGCCAAGACCACUGAUUUUGAUCCACAACGAACCGGAGUUUUGGGGACCCUUCAAGAAGGCAUUGACACCAUCUUGAAGGCCGUCCAAGGCACUUUAGAGCACGCCAAAGAAGCUGUCAUCGGCAAACCUCAUGAUGCCUCCUAUACCACCAGUGAGGGUGCUUACGAUGAAGCCGUUGAUUCUGAUGCUGGUAAGGCGAGAGAGGUGACAAAUAAGAUAGGCCAGUACAAAGAAUACACCGUUGUCAAGGCGAAGCAAACCAAGGACUCUACCGGUCAAGCGAGUAAGGUUGGCGGAUACAAGGACUACGCGGCUAACAAGGCGAAGCAAGCCAAUUACUCCACGGUGGAGAAGGUGGGAGAGUCCAAGAACUUUAUUGCUAACAAAGCAAAGCAAACCAGGAACUCCAUUGCCGAAAAUAUGGGCGAGUACAAGGAUUAUACGGCUGACAAGGCAAUGCAAGCCAAGGACGCCACUGCAGGGAAGAUGGGAGAGUACAAGAACUACACUGCUGAGAAGAUGAAGCAAACCAAGGACUCCACAGCAAAGAAGAUGGGAGAGUACAAGGAGUAUAUGGCUGACAAGGCAAUACAAGCCAAGGACGCGACUGCGGAGAAGAUGGGAGAGUACAAGGACUAUACUGUGGAUAAGGCAAAACAGGGGAAAGAUACCACCAUGGAGAAGAUGGGGGAGUACAAGGUUUAUAUUGCCGGGAAGGCCAAGGAAGGGAAGGAUUCUGGUGUCUCAAUUCCUAUUCCAGUCACCGAGUCCACUUCUGGCUCUAAUUUGCCAGCUCAUCUUCAGGCCCAGCCCACUUCUGGCUCUAAUUUGCCAGCUCAUCUUCAAGCCCAGCCCCUUGUUUCUCAAGCCCAGCCUCCCGUUUCUCAGGCCCAACCUCCUAUUCCUCUUAUUCGUCGGUCUACUAGACACCAUGUUCAACCUCGCAAGCUAACAGACUACAUUUGCUCCACAGCUACAUACAAUCCUUCACGGCCCACCACACCAAUGCUUCCCGUUGUAUCAGUCGACUAUUCUUUAUUUACAUAUGUUGCUGGUUCUUUCCUCACUAUUGUUCUUGUUUACGUCGAUGACAUCGUCGUCACCGGCAACAAUAGUGAUCACAUUGCACAGUCCAAGGCUUCCCUUAUGCAACAUUUUCAUAUUAAAGAUUUGGGCCCCCUCACUUAUAUUUUGGGCCUCGAAGUGGUUCGUUCUUUUGCUGGAACUUUUCUUACCCAACGUAAAUAUAUUCUUGACAUAUUACAAGAGACUAGAUAUCGUGGUUGCAAGCCAGUUAUUUUCCCUGUGGAGCAGCAUUUAAAACUAUCCUCUGAUGAUGGUUUACUAUUAUCUGAUCCGGCUUCCUAUCGCCGCCUUGUGGGUCGCCUUAUAUACCUCACGGUAUUGAGUUCUCGUCUCAAAUGGAUUUUAUCCGAUUCUACCAUUGAGAAGCUAGGUGACCUCAAGGACUUGGCGGUGGAUGCUGCUCGAUGGGCGGUGGAAUUGUUGUCCGGUAAGAAAGAAUAGGCGAGACAGAAGGCCGCUGAGACUGGAGAGGCAGCCAAGGGGAAGAUGGGUGAGACCGAGGAAGAUGCGCGACGAAAGAUGGAAGAGCUGAAAUUGAAAGGUGAGGAGUACAAGGAAGAAGCUGGAGAGGUGAAGGUUACGAAUAAGAUGGGUGAAACCGAGGAAGAGGCGAGAUGAAAGAUGGAAGAGUUGAAAUUGAAAGGGGAGGAGUAUAAGGACGACGCUGGACACAGGGCCGGAGUGGCAAUGGAUACGGAAAGCGAGAGGUUUGUACGUCUUUAAUCUGGCAAGGUUUAGGGAG
Macadamia integrifolia is the source of this 1933-nucleotide messenger RNA. RefSeq names its product late embryogenesis abundant protein At3g53040. NCBI's taxonomy places the organism in Eukaryota, Viridiplantae, Streptophyta, Magnoliopsida, Proteales, Proteaceae. The transcript has 7 exons. The record is from RefSeq and is a predicted model, not a curated record.